Messenger RNA from Peniophora sp. CBMAI 1063, 1881 nucleotides. NCBI's taxonomy places the organism in Eukaryota, Fungi, Basidiomycota, Agaricomycetes, Russulales, Peniophoraceae. The record is from the annotation of a GenBank genome assembly.
AUGGAUAAAUAUACCCUCGCAACACUACUCAGGGACAGUCCCGAUGAAGCUUUACUUGACGCUGUAGACAUGGGGCAAGACCAUAACGACAUUAUCACGCUACUCGAGGCAGAAUUGCAGCGCAGCGCGUCUCGUCUCCAGCGCCUGAAGGAAUACAGGAAUCAACUCGCUUCGCCCAUGUACCGCCUACAUCCGGAGCUUCUUUCUCGGAUUAUGUCCAUCUAUGCACACGGGAACCACGAGCUUUAUAAUUUGCGAUGGACGAGGUUGAUCCUCGUCUGCAGACGGUGGCACGACAUGGCCAUGCACUCUUUGAGCCUUUGGAGCUUCCUCGAUAUUGCAACUAUCCGCCCACCACCCAUGACCAAGAGUAGCAAAUACGAAGAGACUGAAGCGCAACAUGUCAGGCGCAUAGAGAUGCAGCUAUCCCGUGCGGCACAGUCACCGCUUUCGGUCAUAUUGGAACUUUAUGCGGAGCCUUCCGAGGCGAAGCUACCCUACACUUCAAUGUUCUGGGAUCCUUCGUCGCUUCACGCUCUCCGCCUGUCGGGGAGACCUGAUGCUAUUGAAAAGAUCAUGCGCGCGCUUGCUUGUCAUAAGCAUGCCACUCUCAGGACCCUUAAGCUGCAAUGCUAUAACAGCACCGCCUCCACGCUCGCCUCCAUGCAGACCUCCCUGGAUGUCGCUCUCAGGGAUAAUCUGCCACAGCUCUGGCACUUAUCGACUGAGCUUACAUUUGACUGGGCUCUGGUGCGCGGAUUGCGAAGCCUACGGGUUUCUUAUCUCAGGGAUAUAUCAUUGUCUUUCACUCUUCUGGACGUGACCGAUGCCCUAUGUCGUUGUCCUCAAUUGGAAGAAUUGGAGAUCCGUCUCCCAGGCACAUAUCAACCUGCCUCAAAUCCUGCAUUGGCCUCUCCAAUUUUACCCUGCCUCGAGUUGGCCGCCGUCGUAGCUCCACUUGGAGUGUGCAACCAGCUCCUCGAGAGGAUCUCCAACCUUCCGAGCUCGACCAGACUAUUCAUUUCAGCCGCGGACCUCUCGCAUGACAUCCCUUCACUCUCAACGCUAUCGUCACACAUCGGUGCUCAUGCUUGGGGCGAGGAUGCACCUGUAAUCCGGUCUCUAGUGGUGACCGAGGCGUCCACACACGAGUUUCCCCCGAUCCCCAAUUCUCGCCGGUUGGGAAUCAUUGGCCAGAUGAUCCCACUACGGCUAACCAGCACACCGGCGACGAUCAACUGGGCGUAUGACAAGAUGUACGGAACGUCGUCUUAUGUCGGUGCCCAGGUCGUGGUACCAACGAGCGCGGGACCACAGUUCUUGAAGAGCGUGUUCCAAUUUUGGCCACUCUCUGGUGUCACACAUCUGGACUUGAGGUCGAUGUUGUCUAUGCCAGACCUUUUGCCCGUUCUCUUUGCGGACGCUCCUGCGGUGACGACCGUCGUCUUGAGGCCCGAAACCCCGAUCGCGCGGGAUGUUGUCGAUGCCCUUCGGUCGCAACUGCGAGAAUACGGAAGACGCGUACUUGCCCACAUCGCCUUCGACGCCGGACGGAUCGUCAAUAGGCAGCCUCAGGUUCAAAAUGGAUGGCAGAACGCCUUGGUGCCGUCCAGUGCUGUGCUGGCACGACACACCCUCAUGAUGGCAAUGCUGUAUUGCAGGGAGGUUGCGUCCGCGGGUGUAGCGGUGGACACAGUCGAGAUCUAUAACGAGCAGUAUGAUACGAGACAUCGCUUGUUGGGUCCUGUGGAGAGCGUUAACUGGUCGGAGCUAUACAAAGAUCUUCGGCACGGCUUCGUUUAUGAGGGACGUAUGCACAGCGACGAUCCGGAGUAUGAUGGCAAGGCGUGGAACUCGUUCGUUGUAUCGGACGCAAUGUAG